CUCGAGUCUUCAUCUUUUAUACCCUCCCCUUCUCCCACCGCACCUCAACUUGGGUUGUCGUUGUGUGUGUUGUCUGGCCUUCCUCCUUUAUUGCCACAACUAGGACAGGACUCUCCCCAAACGUCCACCAUGGCCGCCAUCAUGCCCACUGCGGGCCUCCAGCCCAUUGGCAUUGACAACGACGUUAUCAAUACCGCUGUCGACAAGGAGGCUGAGGAGCUCGAGAAGCCCCAGAUUCGUGAACGAGUCUGGGGUUUCGCAGCACGUAUCGACCCCACCGUUACCUUCGAGGAGUACCAAUACUGGGCCAAGAUCGAGCGAGAGGAAGAGUACCAAGCCAACCUCGAGUUCAAGGCUGAGCGUGGCCCCAGAACCAUCCAGAACACCUUCCUGGGUCGCUUCUCAAAGGGUAUCCACCACGAGAACAAGAAGAAGGCUGAGGCUGCUGCUGCUUCUGAGAACAGCGGCACCGCUUCUCCUGACGAGAAGACUGGUGUCACUACUCGCAAUGCCAGCCUCCCCACCGAGGCCGAGUGGAAGCAGGCUUCUCGUGCCAUGAGAACUGCCAGUUGGGGUACCAUGUUCUAUCUCAUCACAACCGAUAUUCUGGGUUGGUCAUCCACCCCUUUCGUCUUUGCCAGUGUUGGAUUCGGCCCUGGUGUCGCUCUGUACAUUGUCUUUGGUGCCGCCGCCGCUUUCUCUGGUUUCAUUCUGUGGAAGGUCUUCCUUGGUCUCGACUCAUCACGCUUCCCCAUGGUCUCAUUCGGUGAUACCUACUUCCGCGUUUACGGUCCCUUUGCUCGCCACUUCAUCAAUGUCGCCCAAGCCAUCCAGCAGUUCAUGACAGUCGCUGUCUUGAUUCUCGGAAGUGGCACAACUAUUGCUCAGUUGGCUAGUGAGAAGAUUUGCUUCAUCGCCUGUCUCAUCAUCUUCAUGGUGGUCGGCAUGAUUUUCGGUAGCAUCCGAUCUCUUCAGCGUAUCGGUUGGCUCGCCAAUCUGUCUGUCUGGAUCAACAUUGUCUCCUUCAUCAUCAUUAUGAUGGUGUACAGCUACGGCGGUGCUCUUCUGUUCAUUGCCUUCCUCGCUGAGAUGCGUCACCCUUGGGAUUUCUGGAAGGGCAUGCUCUGCGCUCAGACCUUCAUCUGCGUUGUCUACAUCUUCUUCGGUGCCUUUGUUUAUGGUCACUACGGACAGUACUCUGCUUCCAACAUCAACACUGUCAUUCAGCCUUUCAGCCUGCAGUCUGCCAACAACGUCUUGGGUUUGAUAACAGGAGCUAUUGCUUGUCUCAUGUACAUGAACGUCGGCAUGAAGACUGUCUACGUUGAGGUCUUCCAGGAGAUUCUCGGUCUCCCCCCGAUCACCACCCGCAAGGGCCGCUGGUUGUGGUACGCCCUGGGACCCAUUUACUGGGCCCUUGCUUUCGUCGUCGGCGCUGCCGUCCCCAACUUGAACGGUAUCUCUGGCAUUGUCGGCGCUCUUCUCAUCCUCAACUUCACCUACACCUUCCCCGCCUUCCUCUACAUCGGAUACCGCGUCAAGGUCGACGCUGCUCUGCCUGGUGAAGGUUUCGACCCCGCCACUGGUGUCACCACUCGUCACGACGCUGGUUGGAAGCGCUGGGCCCGUGGAUUCAAGGUCAACUGGCACAUCAACAUCAUCAACAUCAUCUACUUCCUCGGUGGUCUCGUCUGCUCUGGCAUGGGUUCCUGGGCUGCCAUUGUGGGUCUUAUCGAGAUCUUCGGACCUGGAGGUACUGUCGCUACAUCAUUUGGAUGUGCUGCACCUGUGUAAAUACUUUUUAAUAUCUUGCUCGUAAAUAACUCUUGAGCCUAUAUACCAAUACCUUUUCUAUUCUUGAAAUAAAAAGUCAAUCAAGUU
Messenger RNA from Trichoderma virens Gv29-8, 1881 nucleotides. RefSeq lists its product as uncharacterized. Lineage: Eukaryota; Fungi; Ascomycota; Sordariomycetes; Hypocreales; Hypocreaceae. The record is from RefSeq and is a predicted model, not a curated record. Gene Ontology annotation, biological process: amino acid transmembrane transport. Gene Ontology annotation, cellular component: vacuolar membrane. The coding region runs from base 130 to 1794 and encodes 554 amino acids. The transcript has 3 exons. Gene Ontology annotation, molecular function: amino acid transmembrane transporter activity.